Molecule: messenger RNA, 1474 nt
Organism: Bactrocera oleae (olive fruit fly)
Lineage: Eukaryota; Metazoa; Arthropoda; Insecta; Diptera; Tephritidae
Molecular function (GO): serine-type endopeptidase inhibitor activity
Source: RefSeq, a predicted model, not a curated record
ACGCAUUUACAAUUUAUAAUUGUACACUUUAGAAGAACAUAUUGACGAUUUAAGUGUUAUAGGAAGGCUACAGCCGCAGCAUACAAAAACGACUUGUAGUAGAACGCCGACAGAUUGAAAACACCCGCACAUUAAAAGUGAUUGCCGAACGUUGAAAGCCAAUCACCGACAGUCGUUGACAUUGAUAAGUUUCGUUGCCGCGUUCGACUAAAACGUAAACGCUGCCAUUAAGCCGGUUGCUACAAUAUGUUUAUAGCUUCCAAGCUGAAUGAAGUAGAGCUUCCUAGCGCAUUUUUUGCUUGCGUGUUUUGCCGCGUAGGCGAGUACGCGCACCUGAGUCUGGUAAAUUCGCCGGUGUUGCGAGCUCGUUAAGCGACAGCUAAUGCCACCCGCAGCACACCUGCUCGCAACUCGCUUAUGCUAACCGCGCGUCGCAGCGCGAGUACCCGCCACAACUACUAAUGAGCUUGCGCGUAUCACCGAUGACAGCACUUGGCGCUGCUUCGCGUCAAUUGCCGCGUCGCGCCAACAGUUGCUGAAUACGGCGAACGUGGUUAUCAGCGUAAUUGCGAAGCAUUUGCAUACUGUUUGUGUGGUGGAUGGGAAAAAAAUUAUGGAAAAAAAAAAAGAAAAGACAAAAAUAAUAACAAUAUUCAGCAGCGAAAGGGUACGCGCACUAAUCGGAAGUUUUGAAGGUGGCGGUGUCUGUGACGCCAGACGCGCUCAGCCAGACAACGCUCGACGUGGCAGUACUUAAAACGCCUCGAAGGUGCUCGGUGGCAUCAUUGUGCCAUUAGAAUCUCAAGCGUGAACAGCAAGGCGAGAGGAACAAAAUAAGAUUUUAAAUAAUAUUUUCAAAUCCCAAACAAAAACAUACAACAAAUUCGAACACAGUAUGAAAUUCGUGCUAAAUCUGUGCUUGGUCGCCUGCUUCAUUGCCGCACUGCAAGCGGCCGCGGUGGAGCCUUCGACAACAAAGUCCGUAGCCCAUGAUGUACCAACCACAGUCACAGCAGAGGAUGCUACCAACGAUUAUGUUCCCGAUGUAUGCUACCAGCCUAAGGAAAUCGGUCGCUGCUUUGGUAUUUUCCCUCGUUUUGCCUUCAAUUUGAAUAAUCGUCGUUGUGAGAAGUUCGUUUAUGGCGGUUGUGACGGCAAUUCGAACAAUUUCGAGAGCAAAGCGGCUUGCGAAAGUGUAUGCUUGUAUAAGCAUGAUGAAUUAUCAGACGAAGAUAGCUCGACUACAGAGAAUACCAGCGAUGAUGCUGAGCCAGCACCUGUAAUUCCCGCUGAUGAACAACCAGCUGUUGCAGCUUAAAGCCGCUGAGAAGCAAUUUUGCGAAAUAUGUAUUUAGUAUUAUAUGCCGUUGAUUUACAAAAAUAUUGUUGUUAAAAUUUUGUGAAACGUGUGAAAUUGGUGUGAAAAUAUAACUUAUUAAAUAAAUAAGUAAACAUUGAAUUAUAUAAGCAAGAA